CACUAUGGGUCAUAGGGUAGGGUCAGUCCGGACGCUGACUGAUGUUCAUUUGUGAAUGCCUCGACUGGCCUACCCUUGGCUCGUCGUCACAAGUCGGGGGUGCGUCUUCCUCUGCUGCUCGGCCACAUCCACCGGGACACUGACGCCGCGUCGUUGUCGAUCUUCGCAGUCGAGGCGAUGCACUUCCACAUCUACAAGUGCGUGAGACACGUGUUCGAGGAGUGUCUCCGGGUGAUCGAGUUCCGCGCCGCGGGCGCGGGCGACCUCAUGGACGCGUCUCAUUACAGCUCACGCAAGUUCUUAGAGAACUCGUGUCCGGAGGUGGACGAGCUCGUCCGCAUCACGAAGGAGGCCGGGGCGUAUGUAUCCAGGAUCACGGGUGCCGGUUGGGGUGGAUGCACGGUGUCGCUUGUGGCUGGAGACAAGGUGGACUCGCUCUUUGAGAAGCUCGUAGCGACGUACCCUGCGUACAAGGGUCUCGAGGGCGAGGCUCUGAAGCAGGUCAUCUUUGCAACGAAACCGAGUAGUGGAGCAUGUGUGUUGAAGCUCGAGUAAGAUUUGCUACAAUGAAGGAAGAUUGUACGAGAUGUACGUAUGUACCAAUAAGAUCGGUAUCUGUGUCAUCUCUCGCACAAGGCUCGUAUGCAAAUCGACCAUUGUUAGCGUCAACGGUGGUUGAAGGCGUUGUUCAUACAUCCUGCAGCGUAUGGACGGAAGUCGGAGGAGAGAUUGGACUCAAAGCAUGAGUCGCUGUAUCGCAAUUGUGACAGGCGCCUGCCUGCCUCGUGCGAGGCAAUGCAAGCGGUGAUUCGUCCCGUCGCCAACAUGAACACGGAUGCUGCCUGAAUGCAUGGGUUUCAUUGAGCUGCAGCGUCCAUAGCGCUGCCUCUUAAUAUGCGCCCAUCCACGCAUAGCAACUUCCCUGAUCGUCGGAUUUUCCGGCGUA
This is a messenger RNA of Fomitopsis serialis, 946 nucleotides long. RefSeq names its product GHMP kinase. The coding region runs from base 178 to 555 and encodes 125 amino acids. NCBI's taxonomy places the organism in Eukaryota, Fungi, Basidiomycota, Agaricomycetes, Polyporales, Fomitopsidaceae. Gene Ontology annotation, cellular component: cytosol. Gene Ontology annotation, biological process: galactose metabolic process. The record is from RefSeq and is a predicted model, not a curated record. Gene Ontology annotation, molecular function: galactokinase activity. The transcript is spliced from 4 exons.